This is a messenger RNA of Maniola jurtina (meadow brown), 5106 nucleotides long. RefSeq lists its product as uncharacterized. Lineage: Eukaryota; Metazoa; Arthropoda; Insecta; Lepidoptera; Nymphalidae. The transcript is spliced from 11 exons. The record is from RefSeq and is a predicted model, not a curated record. Bases 415 to 5067 code for a protein of 1550 amino acids.
AGUCGACCUCGAGGGAUUGAGGAGAACGGUUGCUGGUUGGUCGCCAUCUUGUAAAUUUAAACUGCGCGCCAAAUGUGUUGUGAUUUUAACUUUAAAAGGUUUUUAUAGAGUUUCGGUGGUUCAAGUGUUAGUUGUACAGAGUUUCAGUAAUUCUGUGUUUUUUUAGAUCUGUUUUGGCGAUUGCUUGUGGUUAGUGAGUGUUUGUUUUCGUCUUUCAAUUACUAUCUAUGCCGGAUACGUUUUUUUGAACAUGAUGCGGCUGCGCAUCAGGUUAUUGUUUUGACCAAAAGAGAAAGCGCUACUCAUGUUUGGACACAGAUUAAACAGAUAAAUAUAUCGAUGACACCGAAACCGUCGAGUUAGUCGAUACCAAUCGCCAAACGAGGUACCAAAACUCCGGUACCUCUGAAACCGAUGUCCAAUGAAACUGGUACCAAGGCAGAAACCGCGCAAGAUAGCGAUGGGGUAGCAAAAACCGAGACCAAAGGUACCGAACCCAAGGAGAAAGAGGGAAAACAGAGAUCGGUGUCGUUUAAUAGGGACGUACACGUGAAACGAUUCGGUAAACCGCGUGUGCGGGGUACCUCCUCUGACCAGCCACCAUCGAUACGAAAAGAACCUUUUACACAUCUAUCCGAACAAGAACUAAUAGAAGAAGCUAACAAAGUUAUUGCACAGGCACAAAGUGUCACUUGCACAGCAGAUCAUCCGCCAGAUAAAUUCUUCUCUCUACCCCAUAGAAGAAAAUUUAGAGAAGACAAAUCUACCAGAAGGAACAGUGACGACGGUGGCUCUCCUGAAGAUACUGGAAAGACUUCACUUGGAAGAUCAACUAGUGAUGUGAGUUCAAAAAGAAAAAAGGAGCGAACGUCACUUUCAACUAUUUUCAGAAGAGCCCAACGAACCAAAAGCCCUGAUGCACCAGUUGCCGUCACUACUAAACCUACUGUCGUAAUAAAAAGGAGCAAAAGUGACGUGACUGAUUUAAAGUCAAACACUAAUCUUAAUAAAACUAAACCAAUACGUAAAAGAUCGGGAAGUGAAACAGAAGAAUUUCUUAAAUCGUUACGAAAUAAAAAAACACAGCUUUCACCUAUAAUUGAAAGCUCGCCUCGUGAAGAUUAUUUCAAAAAAAUUUCACCAUUAGACUUAUUACAUAAAGAAAAAGUUUCAGAAAAAGAAUACGGGAAAUCUGAUGGUCAAGUUUCGAUAGAUAGCAAGAAAGUAAAUCCGAUCGAAAAACCACCUCGACUAAAAAGAGAAAAAUCCUCUGAGAAAGAACCGUCUCUACCAAUUACAGAAACACCUAAACGGACAACUGAAAUAAAAAAGACCCAUCUUAUUGAUGAAAUUGAUACUGCCAAAGUAAAAGAAGCCCCCAUUGAAGUGAAAGACAAAAUCAAAGAAAGCAUCAGAAAACUUGAAGAAAACGUUUAUGGUGAAACUGAGAUGAAACAUAGUAGUCAACAGCCACCGGAAAAACCACCGCUAACUAGAGGUCAUACAGUUGAUCAUUUUGUGCGAAUACUCAAGGAAGAUCAACAUUCAUCACCUCCAAAGUCUCACUUAAUUUCAUUGCCAAACGGCUCCAAUAUUAAUCAACCAUUUUCAUAUACAAAACCAAGUGCUAGUCCUGAUCCCAAUCUAUUUAUCAGGGCUACAAGUCCUGAAAGAGCACCGAGUCCUGUGAAUAAAAUGACAGAUAAAGGUGUCGUUUAUGCUCAAGUUAUAAGAGAUAACGGUGAUAUUCGUCCACAAUUUCCCAAACAAACAAUGCAUAAAACUUUUUCUCCUCCUAAAGAUAAGUAUGGUAAUCUUUCCGAUGAAGAUGAAGGUCUUGGCUAUGAGGAAAGGUAUAAAUAUUCCGCUGAGAGAAUAAAUGAUUACGAUCACAAAAAUAAUGAUAGUGGUUACAAUAUUAACAAUAGUUUUAAUAUUAAAGAAUCCCCUAUAAGGCCAAGGUUCAGAGAAUAUAAGCUAAUGAGCUUUGAAGACUUUGAACCAACUUAUGCUAAUGGCUACACAGAAAAAGAAUCUGAAAACCGUAAACCUCUUCACAGUUACAGAGGUAGAGCAGAUGGAAUGGACACAAAGAAAAAAACAUAUGAAGCUGAUAUUAAAACAGACUUAGAUUUCAAUGAACUAAGCCACAGACGAGAGCUUUUAGAGUCACGCCUAAAUGCAAGACGAUACGAACGUGAGAGAAUUAAUUUAAAUGAACCCAUUACUAAAUAUAUUGUUGAAAAUGAUCCUAUUUACGAAGCAGAAAAGCGUAUGAAGCAAACGGAAAAGUACGUUAAUGAUACAGUGAAAUAUUAUCGGCAUACGUUAGAAAGAGAUGGUUUUGAAAGUACCAUAGCAGAAGAUUAUAAAUAUGACACCGAUAGUCAAAACAUUAAAUAUAAUACAGAAUCUCGAUCUUUUCAAAAAGUUCCUAAAGGCGAAAUAGACAGGCGUGAGUUUAUCGAUAAUUUAGUACCAGCCAGAUAUAAAGAAGAGAGAAAAAUAUUUCCUCCAGAACCUGAAUAUGAACCACCUAGUCUAGAAUCUAAUCCUGGAAAACCAAUAUCAUCCCCAGAUGAGUACAAAGAGAAGAAGUACAGAGUGAAAAAAAACUUUACGUCUAGUCAUGAUAUUGUCCAGGGUGGACAAAAGUACAAAUUAAAAGAUGAUUGGUUUGGUAAAAGGAAAGGUCAUUAUGCUUCCAAUCCUGAAAUAGCACAAGAGAGAGAAGAUGACUAUGCUAAUCUCGGUUACAGUGCAAAACAUGAGUCAUAUCAUAAUUCAUUACGCCGGGUGAAAAGUAAAGAAAAGGACUUCAAGAACCACGCCAGUAUACGCCGUCACGAUUCUGGUGACAGCAGAGACUACUACCGAGAAGAAAAAUCUCCGCGACGUUUUGAUUUUGAUAGCCGUUUGGUUGAUUCUGGUAUCGAGAACGACUUUAGGCAUAACUCAAGUGGAGAAAUCCAUGGGUCCAGGCAUAGACGUCAUGAAAGUGAUGAUGAGGUACACAACACUUCUUUAUUUUUGGCCAGUGAAAGGCAACAUACAGAAGAUAACUAUCCGAGUGAGCAAAUAUAUGCAAAUGGAGAACAUUUGGCUAACUACAGAAGUUACAGGGAAGAAAAUAGAAAAGAUUUUAUUCCAAGAGACAGAAGCGCUGAAGAUAGUUCGUUGCUAGCGCCCAAAGUACAUCGUUAUGAUAAAAGCCCGAGCAAACAUGAUGAUAAAGUCAGUGCAAAACCACCAAAAGCAAACAAAAAGCUUUCUGGACUUGAAAAGAUGAAACAGCUGUUCUCUCGCGACUCUUCAAAGAAGAGCAAGAAAGAGAAAGAAGUAGUCCAGCCAAAAACUCGCACUCGGGUGCUCAAGAGCCCUGAACAUCUUGCCAAAGACGAUCCUGAAUAUAGGAGGUACACAGACCCAGAGCCAAGUGACCUGGAUGUGAGAAGACGAGAUGAUCCUAAAGAAGAAAAGAAGUACAGACGAUCAAGAGAAGAUCUCGACAGAUACAGGAGCUCAGACCCCCGUGAGAGCACAGAAAAGAGGAGAGAAGACAAAUACAGAGAUCCUGACUUUGAGGGAAGAUUUGAAAGAACGUCAAAAAAAGAUAGGCGAUACAAAGAUCACCGCGAAGAAAAGAGACGUUACAACUCUUCAGAUAGAGACAGCGAUCAUCGCCCGUCGGAUCACGAAAGCGACCGACGAAGAACCAGGUCCAAUACUGCUGGACCCUUAGAUUCUCCAGCUUUGGCACAGAAAUACCGCGAGAGGCGCAGAUUAGCGACUCCGAGCCCUACGCCAUCGCCGCCGCGUCGUGAGCCCGCCCCGCAGUCCUCGGGCAACUGGUUCAAGUCCAUCGAUAGGCUGGGCAAGAAGCGAGAGAAAAACACUAAGGUCGAAAAAGAAAGCGUGAUUACUACAGAAGACGAAUCGAGCCGUCGUGUCUGGUCAAAACCAGCUAAACCAUUAAACUCUCCUGCGAAAAAUCUUCGCUUCUUUGGCGACACCGACCCUGAAUCGGACACGAACGUAAAACGGACCAUCACUAAAACGAAGAGUCACCCGAUAAGGAGCCAUGGAACUCUGCGGAAGACCAUUUCCAACUCCAGUGCAGGUCUCGACGAAGUGGAUCACAGCGAGUUAUCAAACAAGAGUUAUUCUUUGUCAAACCUUCAUAAAGAUAAAAGCGAGUCACCAAAAACGAAGGAGUAUUAUAAGAGGAACUUAAAAAAUAUUUCGGAGGUCCAAAGUAAUUCGGAGAGCGAGAGUCAAUUCGGAAAGAAAAUGAUUUCCAAACCACCGAUCAGUCCUUACGACAGGUCGAGGAGUCACAGUAGCUCUAAGACUCUCAAAGCGAGUAAGGUAGAUAUGAGGAGGCAUAGGGGCGACGACAGAGGAAGUUCUUCAGAACUGAGAAGUAGCAAACCGGAGCUGAGCAGGGAUUCGAAAUCACAUCGCCGCACACCGGUGGCCCACUCCGGCGAGAGCAGCACGGAGGGAGACUCCAGUCACCAGUCCCAGCGAAGUGUAGUCUACCUACACGCUACCACAGUUGGCGACAUCCCAGAUCCGGGCCGCGUAGCUCGCCACCGGUCUAAAGACGACGUCUCCUCAGUCAUGUCUUCCAACAUCCAGGUCAGAAGCACCACCAAAAGCUUUUCCCUCUUCGCGCCGUGGACCCCGCGCCACCCCAAUGAACAGUAUGACGUCCACUACGCACAAAAACCGCGAAAAACUAAAAAAGAAGUAAGAAGAGAAGAGAAACCGCUACAGAAGAAGUCGUACAGCCAAACAACCCUAAAUCGGCGGCCGAACAGUCAAAAUAGACUAACAAGUUCAAGUACUACGCUAUACCGACAGAAGAGGGGAAAAGAAAACGAUAUAUCCCAAAGCACGAUAUCCCGUAAAGGUGCUACUGAGAAGAAGAGCCAGUCGAGUGAAAUACUGAAUAGGGAUGAUCGCGAAAGAGUUUCACGAUCUAUAUCGAUACCGAAGGAUAAAAAGGCAGGCUGGUUCAAAUUGUCGAAGACUAAAAAGCAAGAGAAUACCCGCGUACGAUAACUUGAAAGUUUUCUAAAGAAAUUGAGUUUUUUUUUUUUU